Molecule: messenger RNA, 2787 nt
Organism: Sclerotinia borealis F-4128
Lineage: Eukaryota; Fungi; Ascomycota; Leotiomycetes; Helotiales; Sclerotiniaceae
Source: the annotation of a GenBank genome assembly
AUGCCUAUAUUUCCGAAAACUUUUGGGCGACGCAAGUCAACAGCCAAUGCUUUAGAAAAUCCCGAACCUCCUAUCGAAUCUUCCUUCAAAGUUUUUGAGCGUCCUCAACCUCCGAGACAUAAAUCUGGUCCGUCUUUUGAUGGUGGAGUGAAAUUUGCUAGAACAACAGGUACAGCUGAUUCGCAUAAGGAGGAUAAUCUCUUUGAGGGCAUGAAAGUCAAUACUGUCAAUCGUGGCAGUGGAGCUUCGAAUACGAACACCGCAUCAACUGCAGAUAAUUCUUCACGCUUAAGUGCAGCAUCUACAGCCCCUUCAUCGAUGGAGACACCUGGCCACGAAGAAUGGAGAACACCUCAUGAUAGACAUCACGGCGAUCUUCCCCUUCCACCGCUACCAAAAACUUCGUCAGGGUUUUCUCUGAAGAAUGCUGGAAGGUCUCUCUCAUGGGGCAGAAAUAAAACCACACCUUCUCCAUCCAAACCAUCAGACGAUCUGCCACCACCUUCUCCAACCAUCCGCGACGAUAGUGCUUCGAGUCGAACGCGCGCUGUGACUGCAUCCAGCUACGCAAGCACUGCUACACCACCAAAACUUGGGGAAAGAGAUUUGGAUCUGACAAUGGGAGACGACUUUGGGGACAUGUUUGCCGGAAUGGCGCACCGUAGAAGUGCCGUUUUGGAUUCACCUGGCAUCAGAGGAAUAUCCAAGAGUCCUGAAAUACUGCCACCCGAGCCAGCACUGAAGUCAUACUCUACUAAUCGUGCUAAUCAGCCUUCACCUCUUUUUCUUGACAAACGCAAACUGGUCGAAGAGCCACCAUAUUCAUGGGGCUCAAAUGAUGGACUUCUGAAAAAUACUAGUCCGCCUCCAGUGAUAACUCGUCACAUGGCACAGCCGUCUCAUCAGCCUCCUCCUGUACCAAGGCAUGGGCCGCUACAUCAGACUGAUGGUAAUCAAGCCACCCCAAGACCACGGUCAAGUGCACCCCGCCCUGACUCCGCACUAAAGAGAAGUAGUGCACUUUCCGUGCGCCGCCAAUCCACAUUGGAACUCGACGGUGUCGACGAGGACGCUGCGCUCCUACGCGAAUCUGUCAAUGCGAGCCGACAUCUGGGCGAGACACCAAGUAACCCUCAAGCCCGUAAAAGCUGGGCGCUUCCUUCACAAGCUGCAUACAACGCCAAAGCGACUGCCAAGACACAGCUUCUCGAGCCAGAGGAAGAUGAGGAUCUUUUCGAAUCUGCGGGCUUAGCUCAACAAUUCGAGGAAAGGCCGGCAUCUCCACCUCCUAUAAUACAAGCUCCAGUGAAUAAGGUCAUGACACCAGCUCAAUUUGAACGAUACAGACAAGAUCAAGAGCGCUUAAGAAGUGUUGGAGGGCGUCCGAAAGAUGAAGAAGCCGAGGAGGAAGAUGAAGAAACUUAUGAGGACGACGAGGACGAAGCAGAGAAGACUAAAAAUGCUGCAAAGCAACGACGGAAGCAGGAGGCUCACAUGUCAGUAUACAGGCAGCAGAUGAUGAAAGUUACUGGAGAUUCGACCCCUUCGCCAGGAGCAUCCCGACCUUCAAUGUAUAGCAGUCAAAGUACACCCAACUUGGUGCUUGAUGGUGCGACGGAGGACGGUGAAGAGGAGGAUGAAGAAGUUCCGUUGGCCAUUCUUGCCGCUCAUGGAUUCCCCAACAAGAAUAAACUACCUACAAGCAGAUUGACUAGCAUGGGAUCAAACCCGAAUCUUCGCGGUGCAGCUCAAGCUGUCCCGGGCAUUGGUGGACCCUUACCUGUGUUUGCUCGCAAUUUACCACAAGACCCCUAUGUUGGAGCGGGCCUCGUUUAUCCAGCUAAUAGAGAGUCAUUGGCUUUUGGAAAUGGUGGCUCAGGGUCUGUCAAUGGCACUUCGACUAGAGGUGCUACUCCAGGAGGUCUCGUAGGUGUUAUUGCCACAGAAGAAAGGUCUCGAGCCAUGCGAAGAGGUAGUCCAAACCCAGGAUAUGGUCAGAUGCCUCCUGGCGGCUUCACUGGCAUGGUCCCUCCAACAAUUAUGGGACAGAUUCCAAUGGGUGGGGGUGCUCUGGGAAUGGGCCAAAUGGGGUCUAUGGGUGCAAUGCCCCAACCAAUGCUCACCCCUGGUGACCAAGCUUCGAUCCGUAUGACGGAACAGAUGCAAUCAUUCAUGCAGAUGCAAAUGCAAUUCAUGCAAAUGAUGGCAACAAAUCAAGGUGGACAAGGCACUCCACCCGUCAGUGGCGCUCCACAGCUGGGGCCAUUGGGUCAAUUGGGACCAAUGGGCCAUAUGUCUCAGCCAAACUUUGGGGAAAUGCAACGACCUUCAAGUCAGCAAUUACCCACUAGCAACUCGGGCCCAAAUCUGGGGCCAGAAAGUGCACAACGUACUAUGAGUAUGCUUGAGCCUAGUGGUAUGCCUUGGAUGCAGCAAUCAGGGCCAGGAUAUGCUACGUCGAUACAUGCUCAAGGCAAUGGUUAUACUCCAUCGAUAGCGCCCUCUGAACGAAGCAACGUUGGCUUACCUGGCCGAUAUAGACCAGUCUCGCAGAUUCCAAUAACCGAUGCCAAGUCAAGAACCUCGACCAUGUCUGGUGCACUUGGGGGUUGGGAAAGCAAGCAUGCCUCAACAACGAUGAAGACUGUCCAGAGAGUGAAUAAUGAUGAUGAAGAUGAUGAGGAAGGGUGGGCGGAAAUGAAAAAGAAAAGAGAGCAGAAGAGAUCUAUUUGGAAAUCAAAGAAGGAUACCAGCGGUCUCUCGGAAAUGCUUGGAUACACGCAAUAA